CUCCGUCGGCAAUAAUGGCAGAAUCGACGAGAAAUCUGACUGGGCUCGGAGGGGAAUCAGCGAAAUACGAAGAAGAAGAGAAUGAUGACUACAUGGGAGACCUGUCUCAGUUCAUCCCACCUGAGCUUACCCAAACCUCCAAAAGAAAGGAAUCUGAAAAGAAAACUGUAAUCUCUGAACCAUCUCGGAAGAAGUUAAAGAAUCUCAAUUGGCACGAGAGGCGAAGAUUGGAGAAAGAGAGGAAGCAAAUAGAAGAGGAUGAGCAGACACUGGCUCGUAUAGAAGACACCCCGAUUGGAGAAUCUAACGUAGGUUUUAAGCUAUUGAAGCAAAUGGGUUACAAACCAGGCUUUGCUCUUGGUAAAGAAGGGUCAGGUAGAGCUGAGCCAGUGACCAUGGAUAUUCGAAGGUCGAGGGCCGGUGUGGGAAGAGAGGAUCCACAUAAGGAAAAGAAGAAAAGAGAGGUGAUUGAGGCGGAGAAUGAGAAGAGAAAGGUUGAGGAAAUGUUGGAGGAUUUCGGGUCGAGACAGAAGUGUCAAUGGCGUAAUAAAAGAGUUGUGAUUAACUUUAAGAAGGCCAAGGCAGCUCUUGAUCAGCUUGAGAACGUAGAAGUUGUUCCCAAGAAGAAAAACGAGGAAGAUGGGGAUGGUAAGCCUGAUGAAGAAGAGGAAGAAGAGGAGGAGAUCACUGAAGAGGAUUUGCAAGAGAUAUUAAUGAAACUGAGAGAUGAACAUCGGUAUUGCCCUUUUUGCGGGUUCCAGUAUGAAACGACUGAAGCUCUUCUUUCCAAUUGCCCUGGCGUAGACGAGGAUGAUCACUAGAUAAGUCAAAGUGCUAUGGAAUUGAAAGCACACAAACGCAAUUUAUGUUUGCAGAAGCUUGGAGUCAGGCUGAAAAUUUCAUGGUUAUGUGGCUGAAGAGGAAGCUUGAGACAGGAGAAAGAGUGUUUGCAGUCGCAUAAGCGGGUAGGUGAAGAGGUACACACUAAAGGAUUUUAAGGACUUGUUAAUUCCCAUAUAUGAUAUAACUCAUGCUUUGAUGGAUAGUAGAAUGAUAAAAGCAUGUAAGAACUCCGAUUUGAUUAACAAUAUCUAAUUUGAUGACGAUGUUUCUGAUUC
Eutrema salsugineum is the source of this 1118-nucleotide messenger RNA. Its product is annotated as G patch domain-containing protein 11. Lineage: Eukaryota; Viridiplantae; Streptophyta; Magnoliopsida; Brassicales; Brassicaceae. Gene Ontology annotation, cellular component: kinetochore. The transcript has 4 exons. Gene Ontology annotation, molecular function: nucleic acid binding. The coding region runs from base 15 to 821 and encodes 268 amino acids. The record is from RefSeq and is a predicted model, not a curated record.